This is a messenger RNA of Lotus japonicus, 543 nucleotides long. RefSeq names its product secreted RxLR effector protein 161-like. Bases 1 to 543 code for a protein of 180 amino acids. The transcript has a single exon. The record is from RefSeq and is a predicted model, not a curated record. Lineage: Eukaryota; Viridiplantae; Streptophyta; Magnoliopsida; Fabales; Fabaceae.
AUGAGUGCAUCACACAAGAGAACUCCUGCUGCAACUCAUAUCAAACUGACUAAAGAUGAAAGUGGAACUGAUGUGGAUCAAAGCCCGUAUAGAAGUAUGAUUGGUAGUCUACUGUAUCUCACUGCUAGCAGACCUGACAUUGCUUUUUUUGUUGGUGUGUGUGCUAGGUAUCAAGCUGCUCCUAAAGAGAGUCACCUUACUCAAGUCAAGAGGAUUAUAAAGUACAUUAGUGGAAUUGUUGACUAUGGUAUCUUAUAUGCUCACAACACUAAUUCCAGUUUAAUAGGUUAUUGUGAUACAGACUGGGCAGGAAAUGCAGAUGACAGAAAGAGUACUUCAGGAGGAUGUUUCUUUCUUGAUAAUAAUCUCAUAUCUUGGUUCAGCAAAAAGCAGAAUUGUGUCUCACUAUCUACUGCUGAAGCUGAAUAUAUUGCUGCUGGAAGUGGAUGUACUCAACUAUUAUGGAUGAAGCAGAUGUUAAAAGAAUACAAUAUCGAGCAGGAUGUUAUGACAUUGUACUGUGACAACUUGAAUAAAGAAUAA